Molecule: messenger RNA, 4110 nt
Organism: Hypomesus transpacificus
Lineage: Eukaryota; Metazoa; Chordata; Actinopteri; Osmeriformes; Osmeridae
Product: NLR family CARD domain-containing protein 3-like
Exons: 10
Coding region: 326-3475 (1049 amino acids)
Molecular function (GO): protein binding
Source: RefSeq, a predicted model, not a curated record
GAGGGAGCUGGUCUCUUCCGCAGUGCCAAUGUGCCAAACAGCACAGUGGCACCGUCUAAGCUAAAGGGGAGUAAUGACUGAUGGAGUUCAAAGAAAAGCGUGUUGAGGUGCAAUGCAGAAGAAGUAAAUAGUUUGACUACUUUUCAUUAACUUGUUUUCUCCUUCGGCACUUUAGAGGCUGGAGGGCUCCGGAAAGAUUUCUCAGGCUCCUGGAUCAAAGCUCAGUGUGAGCUUGGUGACUUUCUGCACAUCCUCAUUGUCUAGCUGACAAUGUGUUCGUGUUAGACCCAGGCCACACACAAGGGUGUGGAGAUGAUACAUCAAGAUGUGUUCACAUUUUAUAGCUGGACAUGGAGACAAUCAAGCUCCUGACUCUCCCAUCCACCUCACCUGCACUGCUCAGAAUGGCAGCCAUGUGAUUUCCCCUGUGCUCUCACACUGCCAGAUUGAUGGACCAAUUAACUUCAGCAUCAACAUCAGCUCCACAAAUGCUGCUCUUAUCUCAGAGCCUGUUACUGCAUCACAAGCCUCGCCUGUCAAUCAGGCAAUUCCCCAACCUGUUUGUGACAUUGCCCAGACCAAACUGCAGAUUCAGUAUAUGUGUGAGUUGAAAGGAAAUCUGAGGCACAGAUUCAGCCAUGUGAGUGAAGGGCAAAAUCAGCACGGACAAAUGAAACUUCUUAAUCAGAUUUACACAGAACUCUACAUCACCGAGGGAGGGAUUUGUCAAGUCAAUACAGAACAUGAAGUGCUACAAAUGAAAGAAGCAACGAGAAUGCAAGAAAUUCCAAUCAAAUGCAACAACAUUUUUCAGCACAUGCACGGACACGGUCGACCUCCUAGAACUGUGAUGACCAUGGGAGUGGCUGGAAUAGGAAAAACCGUCGCCGUGCAGAAGUUCAUCCUCGACUGGGCUGAGGGGAAAGCUAAUCAAGACUUUGAGUUCAUAUUUCCACUGCCUUUCAGGAGACUGAAUUUGAUGAAGAAACAUUACACACUGACUGAGCUUCUGAAUGAGUUUUUCAAGGAAAUGCAACGACCAGAGAUCUCAACAUCCAAGGUGUUGUUUGUCUUUGAUGGCCUGGAUGAGUGCCGGCUUCCCCUAGAUUUCCAGGGCAAUGACAGGUGUUGUGAUGUCAAGGUGUCAGCCCCAGUGGAUGUGGUCCUGACCAACCUCAUCAAAGGAUACUUGCUUCCCUGUGCUUUCAUCUGGAUAACCUCCCGACCUGCAGCAGCCAGUCAGAUCCCUUCAGAGUGGGUUGACCUGGUGACAGAAGUACGGGGGUUCAACCACCUUCAGAAGGAAGAAUACUUUAGGAAGAAGAUCAGCAACGAGGACAUGGCCAACCAAAUCAUCACUCAUGUGAAGUCAUCAAGAAGUAUCUUCAUCAUGUGUCACAUCCCCGUGUUCUGCUGGAUCAUAGCCACGGUUCUGGAAAAGUUGUUGAGAAAAACAAUGAGUGAAGAGAUGCCCAAGACCCUAACCCAGAUGUACUGUUACUUCCUGGCAUCACAAGAGAGAAACAUGAAUGUGAAGUUGUUUGGAAGAAAACAGAGCAAUCCUUCCAUGACAAGAACUAGCCUUCUGUCUCUGGGCCAACUAGCUUUCAGACAGCUGGAGAAAGGCCAUCUCAUCUUCUAUGAGGAGGACCUGAGAGAGAAUGACAUAGAUGUCAAUCAGGCAACGUUGUUCUCAGGAGUCUACACAGAAAUCUUCAGUGAGGAGAUGACACUGUGCCAGGGAAAGGUGUUCUGUUUUGUGCAUCUCAGUGUUCAGGAGUUCCUUGCUGCUUUGUAUGUGUUCCUCAAAUUUAACAACGACAACGAGAACAUGCUGACCAAGAGAUCAUCCCUUUCAAGACUCAUCACUGACUCACCUGCAACCAGGCUCUAUAAAGCAGCAGUAGACAAGGCCAUACAGAGCAAGAGUGGACAGUGGGACCUUUUCCUCCGCUUCCUGCUGGGCCUCUCGCUGGAGUCCAAUCAAAAGCACCUCGGAGGCCUUCUGACCCAGAGAAAACACAGCCUGCACACCAGGACGGAAGUAGUCAAGUACAUCAAGGAGAAGAUCCGGACGAGCCCCUCCUGGGAGAGAUGCAUCAAUCUGCUCCACUGUCUGAACGAGAUGAACGAUCACUCUCUGGUGGAGGAGAUCCAACACUACCUGAGCUGUGGACGUCUCUCAGCAGUGAAACUGUCCAAGGCUCAGUGGUCAACUUUGGGUUAUAUACUGCUCACCUCAGAGGAGGACUUGGGUGUGUUUGACCUGAAGAAGUACAUCUGCUCUGAGGAAGGUCUUAUCAGGCUUCUGCCUGUGGUCAAAGCAUCUCACACAGCUAUUCUCAAGGGAUGUCAACUGACAAAGACAUGUUGUGAGGAGCUAGCGGCAGUCCUCAGCUGCUCCCACCUGAAAGAGUUGGACCUGAGCGAGAACUUCCUGCAGGACACUGGUGUGCAGCUCCUCUCCACUCACCUGGGGAGUCCACCCUGUAAACUGGAGACUUUAAGGCUGCAGAGCUGCAGCUUGACCGAGCAGAGCUGCACGGUGUUGGCCACAGUGCUCAGCCUAAACUCUUCCCACCUGAAAGAACUGGACCUGAGUGACAAUGAGCUGCAGGAUUCAGGAGUUCAGCUGCUUUCAGACGGUCUUGGCUACACACACUGUAAACUGGAUACACUGAAGUUGUCCUUUUGCAGAAUCACAGAGGUAGGGUGUGCUCACCUAGCUUCCGCUCUCAACUCCAACCCUGACUUCCUCAGAGAAGUGGACCUGAGCUUCAAUCACCCCAGAGUGAGAAUGCUGUCUGCCCUGCUAGAGGAUCCACGCUGCAGACUGGAGAAACUCUGUCUGGAUGGCUGUGCUGAACUCAGAGUCAACCCAGGUCCACAGAGAUAUGCCCGUGAGUUCACACUGGACGUGAACACAGCACAUAGAGACCUGUCUCUGUCUGAGGGGAACACAAGGGUGGUCCGAGGGACUGAGCAACUGUAUCCUGACCACAGUGACAGGUUUGACUUCUGGAGGCAGGUGCUCUGUCGAGAAGGCGUUGCUGCCCGCUGUUACUGGGAGGUGGAAUGGAGUGUGAAGGCCACUAUAGGAGUGGCAUACAGGAGAAUGUGCCGGAAAGGAGAAGGUUGGGACUCGUGGCUCGGACAAAACGACGCCUCCUGGAGUCUGAGCUGCUCCAGUGGAGGAUACUCUGCCUGUCACAACAAGAAGACGGUUCCCAUUACCAUGCCUCAUAUCUCAAGUAGGAUAGGACUGUAUCUGGACUGGCCCGCUGGAAAACUGUCUUUCUACAAGGUCUCCUCGGGCACACUGACUCACCUGCACUCCUUCCACACUACAUUCACUGAGUGCCUCUACCCAGGCUUUCGGCUGGGCUGGAUCCAGUCUUCAGUUACUCUCGUCCAGGGCUGGCAUGACCAUACACACCUCAGAACCUGCUCUCCUCCACACCCAGGGCUGGCAUGACCCUACACACCUCAGAACCUGCCCUCCUCCACACCCAGGGCUGGCAUGACCCUACACACCUCAGAACCUGCUCUCCUCCACACCCAGGGCUGGCAUGACCCUACACACCUCAGAACCUGCUCUCCUCCACACCCAAGGCUGGCAUGACCCUACACACCUCAGGUCGGGCCGUCCUGCCAAAGAAGCACCAUCAUCAAGUGAUGUCCCGUCGUUCUUGUCAUAGCUGCAAAACACAUUUUUUUCUGCAUGCUGCUGGGUUUGAGAUAGAACAUUGUAGCUCAGACAUUAUUAUUUUACUGACAAAAAUACUGAUACCUUGGCACUAACCACAGAAAUACUGAACGGUGCAAUUCUUAUCAUGCUAGAUUACCUGCUGUAUUUACUCUUUGCAUGUCGCUUUGGUGAGUCUUCAAAAUGAAUACCAGUGUCUGCACAGGCGUUCUAUAGGUCAAGCUGGUCAGAAAACUGCAUAUGAAAAAUGAAUAAAACACAUGUAUCUCUCCUCAUUAAGUGUCAUACUUAGCUGAAAGUCUAGGAGCAAGGCUCGAGCCCUGAAUGGCAAGACUACUUAAAUGAGGAGGGUUUGUCAAUCACACAGACAUGCAUGACUGACAAGGAAGCUGGUCGAAAACAUG